GCCGCCGCCGUCGGGCGCGCAGCUCUGCAGCGGGGCGAUCGCCUGGGCGCCCGCAGCCCUAGCGAGGAGCCCGGCCGCCCCGCAUUGUCCCCGGAGCCGGUCGCCGAGAUCCGGGGCGAGCGUCUCGGGUCGGUGGCUGUGCUCCUGAGCUCAGCAGUCUCGGAGGCCUGACUGCCGAGUGCUGAGAGCUCCCGGGCCACUCUGAAGGUCUUCCUGGGCGACCCAGCCUGCACCUGCGGGCCUGGCCCACCGCCAGAGACAAGGGAGCCAGGGAGACGACGGGGAGGGAAGCACAGAGAAGGGCCUUCACUGCAGCAGAGACGUAGGACAGAACCGGAGAGACUGACAAGCGGGGCAGAGGAGUUCAUGUGUAAUCAGGUUUGUGGCUUCAGACUGCAGAGAGACCUCCUCCCAUCUGCUCGAAUCCUGUCCCUACCUUUGUCUGAAGCAAAGCAAACAAACAAAAAGUUUCUGGCCAAGCGUACGUUGGCGAAGAGACAGCUUGGUGACAAGAGCCCUGACCCACGACGCGGCGAGCGGAUCUCAACUGACCCCGGCCCCGUGAGUAAGAGGUUUAAGAGCCAAGGACGAUGCCAGGUCUGGGGCGCAUUCUUCCCGCGUCAGAGGAGAUCCCGAUGUCCGCCUCCAGGCCCAGGUGCUGAUUGACGUCCAGCGCCCCCUUCACCCGCUGCCAUUUCCACUCUCGGGACCUAAAUGCCCCAGGGCUCUCAGGACCAGCUGGGCUGGGGACCACUGUUGCCUUUGCAGACCCUCACACCAUGGGAAACGCCGAAAGCCAGCAUGUAGAGCACGAGUUUUACGGCGAGAAGCACGCCAGCCUGGGGCGCAAGCACACCUCCCGCUCCCUGCGGCUGUCGCACAAGGCGCGGCGCAGCCGGCACGCGAGCUCGGGGAAGGCCAUCCACCGGCACGCUGAGGUCAGCACGCGCUCCAGCAGCACGCCCAGCAUCCCCCAGUCGCUGGCCGAGAAUGGCCUGGAGCCCUUCUCCCCGGAGGGGCCCCUGGAGGACUUCGAGGGCCCCAUCUGGGUGGACCGGGUGGGGCUGGGCCUGAGGCCCGUGUCCUACACGGACUCCUCCAUCGCCCCCCGCGUGGACGGCAGCCUGGUGCUCACGGCCGCGUCUGUGCAGAGCAUGCCCGAGCCCGCGCAGAGCCGGGGGCUGUACGGCAACGGCGGCGGCGGCGGGGGUGGGCGCUGCCUGGCAGCCGGAGGCAGGCAGCCCCGGUCCUAUGCCACCUCCUCCUCCUCCGGCGGGCCCGCCGCCUUCCUGGAGACGGCCAGCUUCAAGAAGAAGCGCUCCAAGUCCGCGGACAUCUGGCGGGAGGACAGCCUGGAGUGCUCCCUCUCCGAUCUGAGCCAGGAGCACUUCACCAGCAACGAGGAGAUCCUGGGCUCGGCCGAGGAGAAGGACGGCGAGGAGCCGGGGGGCAUGGGCACCCAGGCCAGCCCGCGCCCGCGGGGCCCCUGCCAGCGCGCCAACUCCCUGGGCAACCUGUACCCCCCGCAGAAGACGGCUGCGGCGGCGGCGGCAGCAGCGGGCUCAGCCAACGGGGGUCCCGGCGGCAAAUUUGCGGGCUAUGGCCGGAACCUGGUGUCGGAUAUUCCUGAUCUGGCGAGCCACAAGAUGCCAGCCGCCGCCCCCGACGAGGGGCUCCCCUACAGCAAUUACAACACGCUGCCCUGCCGGAAAUCUCACUGCCUCUCCGAGGGGGCCAGCAACCCGCAGAUCAGCCACAGCAGCAGCAUGCAGGGCAGGAGAGCCAAGACCACGCAGGAUGUCAACGCGGGCGAGGGCAGCGAGUUCGCCGACAGCGGCAUCGAGGGCGCCGCCACCGACGCGGACCUGCUGUCCCGGCGCUCCAACGCCACGACCGCCAGCUACUCGCCGCCCGCCGGCCGCGCCUUCGUGGGCAGCGACAGCGGCAGCAGCUCGGCCGGCGGCGACGCGGCGCGCCAGGGCGUGUACGAGAACUUUCGGCGCGAGCUGGAGCUGAGCACGACGCACAGCGAGAGCCCCGAGGACGCGGGCUCGGCGCACAGCGACGAGCAGAGCAGCGGCACGCUCAGCUCGCCCGGCCAGUCCGACCUGCUGCUCUCGGCCGCGCAGGGCACCGUGCGCAAGGCGGGCGCGCUCGCCGUCAAGAACUUCCUCGUGCACAAGAAGAGCAAGAAGGUGGAGUCGGCCGCGCGCCGCAAGUGGAAGCACUACUGGGUGUCCCUGAAAGGAUGCACGCUCUUCUUCUACGAGGGCGACGGCCGGUCUGGAAUUGACCACAACAGCAUCCCCAAGCACGCUGUCUGGGUGGAGAACAGCAUCGUGCAGGCCGUGCCCGAGCACCCCAAGAAGGACUUCGUCUUCUGCCUCAGCAACUCCCUGGGCGACGCCUUCCUCUUCCAGACGACCAGUCAGACUGAGCUGGAAAACUGGAUCACCGCCGUACACUCAGCCUGCGCCGCCGCCGUGGCGAGACACCACCACAAGGAAGACACGCUCCGCCUCCUGCGGUCGGAGAUCAAGAAACUGGAGCAGAAGAUCGACAUGGAUGAGAAGAUGAAGAAGAUGGGCGAGAUGCAGCUGUCCGCCGUCACCGACUCCAAGAAGAAGAAGACGAUAUUAGACCAGGUCUUCGUCUGGGAGCAGAACCUCGAACAGUUCCAAAUGGACCUCUUCCGUUACCGCUGCUAUUUAGCUAGCCUCCAGGGUGGGGAGCUGCCGAACCCCAAAAGGCUACUUGCCUUUGCCAGCCGGCCAACGAAGGUGGCCAUGGGCCGCCUGGGCAUCUUCUCUGUCUCGUCUUUCCAUGCCCUGGUGGCAGCACGUACGGGCGAGACCGGAGUGAGACGGCGAACUCAGGCAAUGUCCCGGUCCGCCAGCAAGCGGAGGAGCCGGUUUUCCUCCCUCUGGGGGCUGGACACCACCUCCAAGAAGAAGCAGGGCCGCCCCAGCAUCAACCAGGUGUUCGGGGAGGGCACGGACGCUGUCAAGAAAUCUUUAGAGGGGAUAUUCGAUGACACCGUUCCAGAUGGCAAGAGGGACAAAGACCUGGUCUUACCCAGCGUCCACCAGCACAAUCCCGACUGUGACAUUUGGGUCCAUGAGUAUUUCACACCUUCCUGGUUCUGCCUGCCGAACAACCAGCCCGUCCUGACGGUGGUCCGGCCGGGGGACACGGCCCGUGACACCCUGGAGAUGAUCUGCAAGAUGCAUCACCUGGACCACUCCGCUCACUACCUGCGCCUGAAAUUCCUGAUCGACAGCAAAAUGCAGCACUACGUCCCCAAGCCCGAGGAGGACAUCUACGAGCUGCUGUACAAAGAAAUUGAAAUUUGUCCAAAAGUCACUCAGAACAUCCAGAUUGAGAAGUCAGACACAGCCGGUGAUAAUUAUGGGUUCUCGCUCUCUUCUGUGGAGGAAGAUGGGGUGCGCAGACUGUACGUGAACAGCGUCAAGGAAACGGGCUUAGCGUCCAAGAAAGGCCUGAAGGCGGGCGAUGAGAUUCUCGAGAUCAAUACCCGGCCGGCCGGCAGCCUCAACUCCUCCGCGCUCAAGGACUGCCUCUCGCAGCCGGCGCUCGGCCUCCUGGUGAGGACCUACCCCCCGCCCGAGGGGGCGGCCGCGCUCCUGGACAGCCCGCCCCACCGCGUGGACGGCGCCGCGGACCCCGGCGACAGCCCCCUGGCCCUGCUGGCCAGCAACCCAGGGCACAGCGUGGGCAGCAGCGAGCCGAGCAGCAGCGCCGAGACCCCCCCGGAGGAGAGCGAAGGGCCGGACCUGGAAUCCUCAGAUGAGACGGAUCACAGCAGCAAGAGCACGGAACAGGUGUCGGCCUUCUGCCGGAGCCUGCAUGAGAUGAGCUCCUCGGACACCAGCCCGUCCCCGCAGGACCCCAGCGGCCCGCAGCUGGCCACCAUGAGGCAGCUCACGGACGCUGACAAGCUACGCAAGGUCAUCUGUGAGCUGCUGGAGACGGAGCGGACCUACGUGAAGGACUUGAACUGUCUCAUGGAGAGAUACCUGAAACCUCUUCAGAAGGAGACUUUUCUCACCCAAGAUGAGCUGGACGUGCUCUUCGGAAACCUCACCGAGAUGGUCGAGUUCCAAGUCGAAUUCCUGAAAACGCUCGAAGACGGCGUGAGACUGGUCCCUGACUUGGAGAAGCUUGAGAAAGUCGACCAGUUCAAGAAAGUGCUGUUCUCCCUGGGAGGCUCCUUCCUCUACUACGCCGACCGCUUCAAGCUCUACAGUGCCUUCUGCGCCAGCCACACAAAGGUCCCCAAAGUUCUGGUGAAAGCCAAGACAGACCCGGCUUUCAAGGCCUUCCUGGACGCCCAGAACCCAAGGCAGCAGCACUCGGCCACGCUGGAGUCUUACCUCAUCAAGCCCAUCCAGAGAAUCCUCAAGUACCCGCUGCUGCUGAAGGAGCUGUUUGCUCUGACCGACGCCGAGAGCGAGGAGCACUACCACCUGGACGUGGCCAUCAAGACCAUGAACAAGGUCGCAAGUCACAUCAACGAAAUGCAGAAGAUUCACGAAGAGUUUGGAGCCGUGUUUGACCAGCUGAUUGCCGAGCAGACGGGGGAGAAAAAGGAGGUCGCGGAUCUGAGCAUGGGGGACCUGCUGCUACACACCACGGUGGUCUGGCCCAACCCCCCGGCUUCCCUGGGGAAGUGGAAAAAGGAGCCAGAGUUGGCCGCCUUCGUCUUCAAAACUGCCGUGGUCCUGGUGUACAAAGAUGGUUCCAAACAGAAGAAGAAACUCGUAGGAUCCCACCGACUCUCCAUCUAUGAGGACUGGGAUCCCUUCCGGUUCCGGCACAUGAUCCCCACCGAAGCUCUGCAGGUUCGAGCUUUGGCGAGUGCAGACGCAGAAGCCAACACCGUGUGUGAAAUUGUCCAUGUCAAAUCGGAGUCUGAAGGGAGGCCGGAGAGAGUCUUUCACCUGUGUUGCAGCUCUCCGGAGAGCCGGAAGGAAUUCCUGAAGGCCGUGCAUUCCAUCCUGCGUGACAAGCACAGAAGACAGCUCCUCAAAACGGAAAGCCUUCCCUCCUCCCAGCAAUAUGUCCCCUUUGGAGGAAAGAGAUUGUGUGCGUUGAAAGGGGCCAGGCCGGCCAUGAGCAGGGCAGUGUCCGCCCCCAGCAAGUCCCUCGGGAGAAGGCGGCGGCGACUGGCCCGUAACAGGUUUACCAUUGACUCCGAUGCCAUCUCGGCCAGCAGCCCCGAGAAGGAGCCCCAGCAGCCCCCCGGCAGCGGUGGCGGCGGCGGCGGCGGCGGGGACACUGACCGCUGGGUGGAGGAGCAGUUUGACCUCGCUCAGUACGAGGAGCAGGAGGACAUCAAGGAGACGGACAUCCUGAGCGACGACGACGACUUCUGCGAGGCGGUGCGCGGCGAGGACCGGGAGCUGCAGGAGCGGCUGCAGGCGGCGUCCCUCGGUCAGCGGGAGCGCGGCCGCCGCGCCCUGGACAGCCACGCGUCGCGCAUGACGCAGCUCAAGAAGCAGGCGGCGCUGUCGGGCCUCAAUGGGGGCCCCGAGUCGCCGGGCGAGGAGGUCAUCUGGGUCCGGCGCGAGGACUUUGCCCCGUCCCGGAAACUCAACACAGAGAUCUGACGGUGUCCCCCCGGCCCCCCACUAACGCGCGUGUGUGGGCGUGUGUGCGCGCGUGUGGGCGUGUGUGUGUGCAUGUAUGCACGUGUGUCCGUUUGUGUGCAUAUGUGCGCGCGUGCGUGUGCAUGUAUGCACAUGUGUCCGUUUGUGUUCAUAUGUGCGCGUGUGUGUUCGCGUCUCGAGAAUUUUCCUUCCUGCCCAUCCCCGCCCUGCCCUUGACUCCUCCCUCCCCCUUGUGCACCCCUGGAAGAGGAGGGGCACCUUCCCUUAGGUCAUGCACUCUUGCACAUGCACACACACACACACACAAGUGCACGCACGCACGCACGCACGCACGCCUGGCAGCAGACUUUGUUCGGAAGCCACAUGGUCCCAAGUCCACUGCGUCACCGGGAACGGCACCGGAACGCAUCACUAGGAGCAUCCCCAGGCGGCAGCUACAGGACUAAGGGCUCCGGGUGCCGUGGCCACCAAGCAGGUUCCAAGGAAUCGGAAAAACACAUGCCCCGCUGCAACGUGUCCUCCGACCCUGGAAAGCCCAUGGACCCACCCCACCCCGCCAGGAUGCGGGGACCCGACCACAGAGGAGCUGGACCCGGGGACACAGAACAAGUCGUCCCUGACAUCCGUGUCUGAAGUCCAGCCGGGAGCUGGCCGCGGGUGGUUGGUUCACCUUCAAGGCCGGAGCAGAGCAACUGGACAGCUGAGAGUGUUCGAACCCCCUUCCGCCCCCGCCCUUAAGCGUCUGAGCAUUUCUGUGUAUUUCAAGGGUGCGUGAGGAGAGGGUGGUGGUUUGCGAUUUAUGUGUCCAUGAUUCCCUCACACCCCACCCCAAUUUUCUUUUCUUUUCUUCUUCUUUUUUUGUUUGUUUCUCUCUUCUGUUUCGGUCAGUGGCUGGUCUUACUUGAUGUCAGUGUUCGAAAGUUCUAGUUUUGCAUAGAAUUAUAAAGAUGCCAAACUCUUUGAAAAAGAGAUCCAAAUUUAUCACUUGAAAAAAAAACACUAUUUUUUCUAUUUUAUCUGAGAUGGGGGGGAGACAGAUGAGACAGAUGAGAAUUUUACAGUGUUAGUGUAACUCUGAGUUUUAAAAAGUGAGGAUUUUACCUUUAACAGAGAGAGUGAGUCACGGUGAUUUUAUAUUUAUAUAUGAAAGGCCAAUAUGAUGCUCAUGCUUUGGAGACACUUCCCACCCCUCCCUCCCACCCCGCCCCCAGAAAGUAGAUUCGGUUUUUCGUUGUUUGUUGAUGUUGUUUUGGGGUUUCUGGGGAGGGGGGGUAGGGAGUUGUUUUAUUUUUAUUAUUUUUGUUUGUUAAUGUUUGAAUCUCUAUUUGAGAGGGGAACUUGGUUGGAUUGAACAUGACACUCAAACGGGCAAGUGUGUGUGUCUGUUGCACGUGGUGGGAGAGGGGAGACGCCUCUUGGGGUUGCCAUGGUGAUCGUUGGCUGUUUACCCCAUCCAAGUUGCAUCCUUCCUCCAUAGAUUACCUAGCCCUUCCCUGACAGUCCGUAGCCAGACCUCUUCACAAAACGACCUGUUCAACAACACAUCUUACAUCGAACACUUCUUCACGCCAACAAAACAGGGUAAACUUGCUUUAAAAAAAAAAAAAGGUCAUAAUGUUCUAAACAGAUUUCCAAAUAGGGAGAACGUAAACAAAUUAAAAAGCACUUUCAAAAUGAUUUUUUUUUUAAAGAAAAAGGUUUAUAGCUUUUUUUUCCUUUCCCAUUUCACAAUGUCCACUUCCUAAGAAGGGUUUAAAUAAUAUGAAAACUUUCUUUUUUUUGGGGGUGGGUGGGCUGGGGAAGAAGUUAUCUAUUUGGUGUUUGACACAUCAGUAGGUACUUUAAAGGACCUGAAUUUUAUAGUAGCUUUAGGAAUUAUAUUUUAUAAAAAUCGGUUAUGACUUUAUAUUUCCAGACAAUAGAGACGUCAGAACACCAUGCUCUCGGCCUCUGCUUGCCUGAAAAUGCUUUCCACCCCGCACCCUUCCUCUGUAUGGGUUUCCAGGGCUCUGAGCUUGAUCUUUGGAAAGUUUUAUUCUAUUAAAUUUUUGCUAAAUCUUCUGAUUUUUUCUUAAAAAAAUAAUAAUAAUAAUAAUAAAGCUUUAGAAUGGUUUCUAUAUACCCUUUGUACCACACUGCAUUGUCCCUCACCAUCUCCAGUUCGAUUGUACCCGGAUGGUCCAACGGAAGCUUCUCCGAGUCACGUGUUCAAGCCCCAGGGCGACAGUCCGUCAGGGAAGGCCCGCCAGGCCGCUGCUGGGAGAGGGCGCCAUUGUCUCUUGUACAUAAGGUCAUGACGUGUCUAUGUCAAAAGUUCUUAUAUAUUUCUUUUAUAAGCUGAAAGAAGGUCUAUUUUUAUGUUUUUAGGUCUAUGAAUGGAACGUUGUAAAUGCCUGUCAAACAAUAAAAAUAUUGAAAAGUG
Messenger RNA from Sorex araneus (European shrew), 8052 nucleotides. RefSeq names its product TIAM Rac1 associated GEF 1 (gene TIAM1). Gene Ontology annotation, molecular function: guanyl-nucleotide exchange factor activity; protein binding. The coding region runs from base 780 to 5630 and encodes 1616 amino acids. The transcript is spliced from 32 exons. Gene Ontology annotation, biological process: activation of GTPase activity; positive regulation of axonogenesis; small GTPase-mediated signal transduction. NCBI's taxonomy places the organism in Eukaryota, Metazoa, Chordata, Mammalia, Eulipotyphla, Soricidae. The record is from RefSeq and is a predicted model, not a curated record. Gene Ontology annotation, cellular component: synapse; plasma membrane; cytosol.